AUGGAGAUUAAAGUUGUUGAAGCAGAAGGAAUAAUUCCGGGAGGAAGGUGCAUGCACACUAUCAAAGCCGUAGCCGAGAAGUGGCUGGCAGUUUUUGGGGGUCGACGUAUAGCAUAUGAGAAUAAUGGGGAUGAUGAACCGAUAUAUUACGACACGAAAGAUCUCUAUCUAUUCUACAUCCCAUAUGCAACAUGGAUUUUUCCUACAACAUUGUAUUCGACGCCAUAUCCACGAUCGUAUCCCGCCUGUGCUGCUGUCGAUUCAGCAUUAUACAUAUACGGCGGACAGCAAUUAAUAUUUACGACUGGAUCUAGACGAGAAGGCGACGACCACAAAGAAUUGAAUGCAUCUUUUAGCAAGGUUGAAAGCGCCGCCUGUGAAAGUAGAAGAUACUUAAAAGAUAGCGUACACGAUGAUGAGAAUUUAUGGUGUUUUCGAAUUCAUGAUUUCCGGCCAGAUUUAUCUUCCUCUGUCAUGUUCAAAACUUCCCAAAAGUUAGGAACAUUGCAUUCGGGCACUAUAAACGAUGCAACCGCGACGACAAGCAUAAAUUCAAAUUUUCCGGCUUCGGAACAACCUUCUCGUGCUCAUUCAUCCGUCCCCUUUUGGGAAAAACACAUAUCGCCGCGUGCAAAUAGCUUUUUUUCCGGAAGGCGACAAGAGUGGGUUAUGACGAGGGGAGAAUCUGUGGGAAGAUGUUGUGGCGCAGCAAUGGUAGGAACGGCAAAGAAGUUAAUUCUCUUUGGUGGAUGGGAUAAAGAUCGAUGGAACUUAGAGGAGAAUACGUACGAGGCCAAAAAGAAAUGUGACAGUUUUAUAAGUGGGUCAGAAUUUGCAAAUCGAUCAAGUGAUUCAAAAGAGAUUAACAAUGGUAGCUUGGAAAAUACUGGAUCACUCAAUACUUCCCGCAACAUGCAAUCACGUGAACUAUCUCAAUCAUCUCACCAAGCGUUGCAAUAUUCCCGGAUGAAUCAAUCCCUGUAUUUUACGCAGCAUCAAUCACAGUCUCAACCUACAUCUCAUUUAUGCUUGCCUUUAUUCAACGAUUCUUCCCCAAAAGGUACGUAUAACACAACCAGACCUUGGGAAUUUCUCAGAAUUUACCUAUUGGAGAGGAAUUACUGGAUACAUUUACGUGUCAAGGGCUUGCCCGAAAUGGAAUGUGUGGCGUUUCUAUCUGACAAUUCUACUCAUUCGAAUGGUUUGUUCGUUGUAGGCCGAACGAGGGAUGCAAGCAAUCGUAUUAUUAUGGGAUGGAUUAAGGAUGAAUGA
Messenger RNA from Paraglomus brasilianum, 1272 nucleotides. NCBI's taxonomy places the organism in Eukaryota, Fungi, Glomeromycota, Glomeromycetes, Paraglomerales, Paraglomeraceae. The record is from the annotation of a GenBank genome assembly.